GAACCGAAGGGAAAUGAAACUGGGGCAGCCAAUCGGCGACCAAGAUGUCUUGACAGCAAGUGCAGAAGCGGCUUCCGGUUUCACCACGACAGGAAGUGGGUGUCAGAGCAGCAACAAGGUGCAUCCAAGGUGUCCUUGCAACGUCUCUCUACACAGUUAAGAGACGUCAUGGAUAAAGAUUAUGUGGGUUUUGCAACCCUGCCCAGCCAGGUCCACAGAAAAUCGGUGAAGAAGGGCUUUGACUUCACCCUGAUGGUCGCAGGAGAAUCUGGCCUGGGGAAAUCUACUCUUGUGGACAGCCUUUUCUUGACAGAUCUGUAUAAAGACCGUGUGUUCCCAGAUGUGGAAGCCAGGAUCCCUAAGACGCUGGAGAUUGUCAAACAUGCUGUAGAUAUUGAAGAAAAAGGGGUGAGAGUGAAAUUGACAGUGAUUGAUACUCCAGGAUUUGGCGAUGCGGUGGACAAUACAGAGUGCUGGAAGCCAAUUGUCCAUUACAUUGAUUGCCAGUUUGAACAGUAUUUUCGAGACGAGAGUGGCUUGGACCGCAAGAACAUCCAGGACGGGCGUGUCCACUGCUGUCUCUAUGUUCUGUCACCUUUUGGACAUGGUCUCCGACCUUUGGACAUUGCAUUCCUCCGAGCCAUCCAUGAGAAAGUUAACAUUGUGCCAGUGAUUGGAAAGGCGGAUAGCUUGACUCCGGCUGAAGUGCAGUACAAGAAACAGAAGAUACGGCAAGAGUUAGCAGAAAACAGAAUUCACAUUUACGAGUUCCCAGACUGUGAUUCAGAUGAAGAUGAAGAGUUCAAAGCUCAGGAUGCUGAGAUGAAGCGCAGCAUCCCCUUUGCAGUCAUUGGAUCCAGUCAGGUGGUCAGAGAGCUGAAGGACAAAGUCUUCCGGGGAAGGCUAUAUCCCUGGGGCACAGUGGAAGUGGAAAAUUCUGCUCACUGCGACUUCCUAAAACUUCGGAAUAUGCUGAUCCAAACCCAUAUGCAAGAUUUGAAGGAUGUCACCCAAGAGGUUCAUUAUGAAAAUUACCGUGCACAGUGCAUUCAGAGCCUGACCAGAACAGGCGCUCGGGACCGCAGCAGUCGCGCGAAACUGUCGCGUCAAAGUGCCACUGAGUUGCCUCUUCUGCCGUUGGCCGAGACGGAGAAACUGAUUCGUGAGAAAGACGAGGAGUUGCGCCGGAUGCAAGAAAUGCUGCAGAAAAUGCAGGCACAGAUGUUACAGAACCAAGGGGACCAAUGCGACAGCCUCUGAAGCAUGAUGAUGAUGAUGCUCUUUUCCCAUAUGACCAUGGAAAUCCUAGCAGAGAUGUUUGAGCCUCCUUCCACAUGGCUGGAUUCUGAUGAGGGCUACCUACGGCGAGUGAAAAUAAAAGUGGCAAGUUGCUGGACACACUGUGUCUCUGGGGAAAAGCAGCGUCAUCACUGAAGGAAUUUUCGCACUAGUUAACGCCUCUCUCUCUCAUAAAUUACUUUCUUUCUACGACUUGCUUGUAAUAGCAGCAUCUUACUGGCAUAAUAUGGCUUCAAAUGAAUACACAAAAGUGGUCUACAAAAAUAAAAUAUAUUUCAUGAAAAUGGAGGACCGGCUUCCGGGAAGAA
Molecule: messenger RNA, 1607 nt
Organism: Pogona vitticeps (central bearded dragon)
Lineage: Eukaryota; Metazoa; Chordata; Lepidosauria; Squamata; Agamidae
Gene: SEPTIN1
Product: septin 1
Molecular function (GO): GTP binding
Source: RefSeq, a predicted model, not a curated record